Messenger RNA from Magallana angulata, 1418 nucleotides. RefSeq lists its product as uncharacterized. The transcript has 6 exons. The record is from RefSeq and is a predicted model, not a curated record. NCBI's taxonomy places the organism in Eukaryota, Metazoa, Mollusca, Bivalvia, Ostreida, Ostreidae. Bases 80 to 799 code for a protein of 239 amino acids.
UAGAAAUCAAAAUAAGCUUUUUUCUCCUUUUCUUCACUUAAAUCAUUUUUCUGUAAAAGAGCAGGUUACCUUUGCAAGCAUGACGUUGAUAAAGACAAGACUAACCAUAAAACUUCUCCUUCUUGUGUCUGUCAGUCUCUCGCUUUCCCAACAGGACGGAAUAGAGCGAAAGAGACCAAAAAGUAUCGUGAAGAAACCAGUCAGUAUCAAGGAGAUCAUCCGAUAUGGUGAGAGGGGAAGCAAUGCGCUGGGAGAAGUUCACCAGAAAAACAGAUCAUUUGUAUCUAAUCCAUUUUUGCCGAUGAAGGUGUCAACUGACACUAGUCUAAGGAAAACGAAAAUGUUGUCGUUAAAUAAAGAGGCAGACAACAACACGGGACGAGCUAUUGUUUGUGGACCAGAAGGAGCUAAAUUUAACAUAACAUGGAAACCAAAAAUCAUCGAUCCGGAAAAGUUCGUCCAGAUUCAUCUUAACAUCACUGCUCCCAUUAACUUAACCGAGGGUAGGGCCCAUAUAGAUGUGUAUUUGGAAGGUAGCCCUGACAGACUUUUUUCAAUGGACCAAGAAAUCGCUUGUGAUGACUUUUCCAAAAAGAUUCCCUUCCUAGAAUGCCCUGUUAAGGAAGGACAUAAUUUAACCUUGCCUUUGCUUUUCGACCAGUUACAAGCAUUACCAGUCGGAUCUUUCACCAUUGUGUUGAAUGUGUGCAGUUAUUUACAGAAUUCCCAAGUACUGUUUGCGUGUCUGAAUGCUACCUUAGAGAUUAAACCAUCAACGGUUAUGUUUAAAACACCAUAAUUAAGACAGUGCCAAAAUGGUAUUACAAAAGAGCUACUGUUAACUUAGCAGCCUCUUUUAAUUCGAUUUAAAUUCACCAUAAUGAUACCUUAUUUUGGGAAAACCGUUUCGCUAUCGUUGGUUAGAAGUAAUAAAUAGCCUCCUUUUCCUUUAACAACUCGUUAAAUGAGGUUGGUGAAAUUGCUUAGGCUUUAUUUUAUAAAAUAUUAUCGCCAAAAAAAGCCAGCUGUUUUUUAAAGGUAUCAAUGUUUUCGGACGAUACUGCUGUUAUGCUUCCCACACUGAUGGACAUGUAGCAUUCUGGCAUAAAAGUGGCAAUCUGUUUGUAAAUAUUACCAAGCUUUGAUCUUUGCACCUUCCAGGGUCAAUGCUUUCUUCGCGAUAAACUUGAAUUUGUUGUGUGCUAAACGUGAACGUUUAACUUGUAAAUGUAUGUUGUUUGAACUUUGAGCUAUAUUUUUGUAUGUGUAGCUGUAGUGUUGUUUAUGGAUAUACUUUUGGGAAUGCUCUUUGUUUUGCAAUGUAGUGUCUACAUUGAUAUUUGAUUUGACCUAAUAUUUGAUUUGAUAACGGGCGUACCCACAUUAUUGCCACGUUAUUAUCAAAAUAAAAUAUCUUA